This is a messenger RNA of Mercenaria mercenaria, 5535 nucleotides long. Its product is annotated as proteoglycan 4-like. The transcript is spliced from 7 exons. NCBI's taxonomy places the organism in Eukaryota, Metazoa, Mollusca, Bivalvia, Venerida, Veneridae. The record is from RefSeq and is a predicted model, not a curated record. The coding region runs from base 1 to 5535 and encodes 1844 amino acids.
AUGCUCCCCGACCAGACAGAAUCCAGAAAGAAACCCAGAUCCAGCAGCAGAAUCAGAACCCUCAGACCAGAACAGAACAAGCAGAACCAGAAUCCCCCAGACACAGACAAGGCAGAAUCACACAGAAUCCAGACACCAGACCCCAGGACCAGACAGAAUCCAGCAGACAGAAUCCAAGACCAGCAACACAGCCCAGCAGACCCCCAGCAGCCCCAGGCCAGAACACACCAGCAGACAGCAGACCCCACCACUCCAGAUCCAGGCCAGCCAGAAUCCCGACCCCCAGAAUCAGAAUCCAGAAGCAGAAACCAGCAGCAGAACCCAGACAGAACCCCCAGCACCCAGACCAGCCCCAGCAAGCAGAAUCAGACAGAACAGAACAGCCCUAGAACAGACAGCCAGCAGCAGACAGAACCAGAAUCCAGACAGCUAGCAGACGCCAGCAGAACCCAGACCCAGCCAGAACAGAACAGAACCCACCCAGAACCCAGGGAACCACCCAGAAUCAGAAUCAGCCCCAGAAUCCGACCCAGAACAGCAGAACAGCAGAAUCCAGGCCCCACCCAGGCAGAAUCAGACCGAAACGCACCCAGCCAGGAUCACCAGAUCAGCCCAGACAGCCAUCCCCAGACCAGACCCCCAGCAGAACAAGAAUCAAGAUCACGAAAGAACCGAAUCCCAGCCACCAGAAGACAGCCUUUAGCAAGCCAGACCAAGAACAGACAGCUUUCAGAACCAGCACCCAGAAUCAGAACAGAACAAGAAGCCCCCAGAAACACAGAACCCGCAGAACCAGCCCAGACCAGCGACCAGAGAAUCCAGCCACCAGACAAGCAGACCACGAACCCAGCCAGAACAGAACAGGACCACCAGAAGAAAGACCAGCCAGACCAGCACCAGAACGAACAGACAGACGAAACAGAACCCAUCACCCCACCAGAACAGAUCCCCAAGGACCAGCAGACAGAAUAUUGUCCCAAGAAGCAGAAAGCAGAAAUCCCCAGAACAGAACCCCAGCCGCACCAGACAGACCAGCAAAGCCAGACCCAGACCCAGAAUGGCAGAAUCAGAAUCAGAACAGACCAAGCAGAAUUCAGCAGAACCAAGAACAGAACCAGAACAGACUCGCAGAAUCCAGAACAGAACAAGCAGGAGACCCCCCACAAAUGCCAGACAGCCCAGCCCAGAACCAGAAUCAGAACCACAGAUCAGAACCCCAGAACAGCCCCGACAGAAGCCAGCAGCAGAACAGCCAGACAGAACAGGCAGAACCCCCAGCAGAAUCCAGCCCCCAGACCCAGAACAGAACCACAGCAGAACAGGAGAACAGCCCAGAAUCCAGCAGAACAGACAGACAGAAAAUCAGCAGAACCAGAACGCACAGAACAGAACAGAACAGGCAGAACCCAGCAGAAGAACAGUCAGGACACAGAGCCAGAACCCCGCCCAGAGCAGACAGAACCAGCCAGCCAUAAAUCAGAACAGAACAGAAUCCAGACAGAACAGACCCCAGAACCCAAGCCCAGAAUUCAGCCAGAAUCAGAGAAUGCCCAGAACCAGACCCCAGAAUCCCAGCCCAGACAGAAUCCAAAAGACAGCCAGAACCGCAGAACAGCCAGACCAGAAACCAGACAGAAACAGACAGCACAGAAUCAGCCCAGCAGAAUCAAGAAUUCCCCAGAACCAGAACAGAACCAGAACCAGCAGAAUCAAGACCAGACCCACAAGCAGAAUCACCGCCCCCACCAGAACCAGCCAGAAAGAACCAGCCCCCAGGACACAGACAGAAAGUCAGAACCAGACAGAACAGACCACGACACAGGCAGGAAUCACACCAGCACACAGCACAGAAUCAGACCAGCAGCAGACAGAAUCAGACAGAGCCCCAGAAAGCCAGAACAGCAGACAGAAUGCCCAGACAGAACCAGCCAGCAGAACCAGCCAGAACCAGAAUCAGAACUCAGAACAGAACCCCAGACCCCCCCAGCCCAGACAGAACCAGAACAGGAAUCAGAAAGCAGCAGGAAAGCAGACCCCCAACACCAGCAGGAGCACCAGCCAGACCAGCAGAACCAGACCAGACCCCCCCCACCAGCCGACCAGAAGCGCCCCAGAAACAGCCAGAACAGCAGGAGAAUCCCAGCAGAAUCAGCAGAUCCAGCCACCCAGAACCAGAAUAGAACCCCACAGCCAGAAAGAACAGCCCCACAGCCGAACCCAGAACCCCAGACAGCAGACAGAAUCAGGCCAGCAGAACAGACAGCAGAACCUCAGCAGCAGACAGCAGAACAGGCCAGACAGCACCAGAAUGCCUUUGAAGCAGAACCCAGGAAUCAGAACCAGGAAUACCCAGCAGAAUCCACCCAGAAGCAGCCCAGAACCCAGCAACAGACAGACCAGACAGACCAGAAUCAGGAACUAGCAGCCCAGAACCCAGAACCCCAGCAGAACAGAACGCAGCAGAAUCCAGAAACCCAGACCAGAAUACCCCAGACAAGCAGCAGAAUCAGAAAGAACCCAGCCAGACGAACAGCCCAGAAUAGCCAGCCAGACCAGAACAGCACAGAACAAGCAGAACAGAACAGAACAGCAGAAUCCAGGAACCAGACAGCAGAAUCCCCCAGCAGCACAGCCAGAACCAGCAGCAGAAUCAGAAUCCAGCCAGAACAGACAGAACCCAGCCAGAACAGGAAUUCCCAGCAGACCAGAACAGAACCCAGACCCCAGACCAGAAUCAGAUCAGCCACAGCCGGCAGAACCAAGCAGAAUCAGACCCAGAAUCAGCGAACAGAUCCAGAACCAGACAGAACCCAGAACAGAACUAGAACAGCCACAGACCAGCAGAAAGAAUUCAAACAGAAACCCACCCCCAGAGACCAGCCAGACCCCCAGCAGAACUCCAGAAUCCAGACCAGAAACAGAACAGCAGGAACCCAAAGCAGAACCCAGAAUCCCCAGGGAAUCAGCAGAAAGAACCAGCCAGAACAGCAAGCAGGCAGACAGCAGGAACAGAACCACCAAGCCCCAGCAGAAAAACAGAAACAGGCCAGAACAGAAACAGCCCCAGAAUUCAUGACAGAACAGACAGAACCCAGCCCAGCCAGACAGAACCAGCAGCAGCAUUUUCCCCCCAGGAAUCCCAGCCCCCAGACAGAAUACCACCAGCCCCAGAACAGCAAAGCCCAAGAACCACACACCCCCACAGAAUCAGAAUCAGGAACCCCAGAAUCCCAGCCCAGACAGAACCGCCCCCAGCAGACAGGAAACCAGCAGACGAAGAACCAGAAUACAGCCCAGACCAGAACCAGAAUCAGAAAUCCAGACAGCCCAGACCCAAAAGCAGAACCCCCAGGAACAGAACCAGAACCCCAGAAACCAGAAUCCUCCACCCCAGAACGAAUCCAGAACCAGCAGAACCAGCCAGACAGCAGCAGAUCAGAAUCCCAGAAUCCAGAACCCAAAGACCCACAGCCAGCCAGCAGCCCAGAAUCAGAACCAGAACAGAACCCACAGGGGGCCAGACAGAACCCCCGCCCCCAGACCAGCCACCCCACCAGCCCAGCCCCACACCAGAAUCAGGCAGACAGAACAGAAUUUCCCCCAGAACCGCACAGCAGGAACCAGCACCCCCACCAGAACACCCAGAAUCCCAGACAGACCCCCAGCGAAAAGAACCAGACCUCAGCAGAAACACCCCCACCCCCCCCAGAAACCCCCAGCCGCAAGCAGGACCAGCCCCAGAAACAGCAGCAGAAGGGAACCCAGCCCCAGCCAGAAUCCCUCCCAGCCACCACCCCAGCCGCAAGAAUCCAGCCCAGCAACAGCCAGCAGCCCCCCCCAGCAUCCCCCCCGACACCACCCACAACAGCACAGCCACCAGGCAGACCCCCACCGCACCCCACAGGAACAGAAUCAGCACAGGACCAACCCAAGAAUCAGCAGAAUCCAGACAGAACAGAAUCAGCAGCCCCCAGGCCCAGCAGCCAGCCCAGCCACAGCUCCCAGCAGCCCCCAGACACCCCCCCACCCCAGAACCAGCCCAGAAUCAGAACCCCACCCGACCCGCCAACAGCAGCAACCCAGAACCAAAAGAAAGACCAGACAGCCCAGCCCCAGCCCCCAGAACCCCAGACACCAGACAGCCAGACCCACCCCAGACAGACCCAGACCCAGAACCCCAGACAGACCCCAGAACCCCAGCCACAGAAGACAGACCCCCAGACAGACCCCAGAAACAGCCAGAAACCGACCCAACCAGACAAGCAGACAGCAGAAGCCCAGACAGCACCAGCACCCCAGCCCACGACCCUCAGCAGCACCAGCCCCCAGACCCCCAAACCAGCCCAGCAGACCAACAUCCCCACAGCCACAGAAGACACCAACCAGACAGCCACCCAGCCCACCCCAGAACCCCCCAGCAGCAGCCACGAACCAGCAACCCAGAACACCAGACCCCAGCCCAGAACCAGCACCCCAGCAACCCAGCACCAGACAGCCACAGAACCAGCAGCACCCCCAGGACCAAGCCCAGACCCCAGAAGAACCCACACAGAACAGGACCCAGACCAGCCCCAGACACCAGACAGCAGAACCAGACCAGAACCACCAGCAGAAACGACAGAACCCCAGCCCAGACCCAGCCAAACCAGACCAAGCCAGACAGACCAGACCCAGCCGGGACCCAGACACAGACCCCAGACCCAGCACCCCGACCCAGCAACACGACCAAACCCGCAGACCAGCCAGACCACCAGCAGCCCAGACCCACGACAGAACCCCCGACAGACCCCAGACCCCAGCAGACAGACAGCAGACCAGCCAGACCAGCCAGACACACGCCCCCAGCCCCCCAGAACCCCAGAACCCAGACAGAGCCCAGAACGGGACAGACCAGACAGAACCCCACCAGACCCAGACCAGAAAGCAGAACCAGAAACAGACCCAGAAGACACAGGAAGACCAGACCAGCAGCACCCAGACAGACAGAACCCAGAACCAGCAGAAAGCAGACCACAGAACGAACAGCCAGACACCCCCCAGACAGAGCCCCACAGCCAGACCAGAAUCAGCCCCCAAAACCAGACCACCAAACCCCAGCCCAGCCAGACAAGCAACCAGACAGACAGAACCCACAGCCCCAAGAGCCCAGACCAGCCCCCAGUUUCCCCCCCCAGCCAAAACCCAGCCAGCACCCAGACAGACCCCAGAACCACCAGAACAGACCCCCAGACCCCAGAACGACAGACAGACAGCCAGACCAGAACAGACGAACCAGAACACAGACCAGACCAGAGACCCCAGACCCCAGCCCAGACAGACACAGACCCCAGAACAGAACAGCCCCAGCCACCCCCCCAGCAGCCCCAGGACAGAACCCCAGACCCGACACAGACCCAGACCCCCCAGAACCCGCCCCAGCCAGCCGCAGACACCAGACCCCCCAGACAGAAUCAGACCACCAGAAGACCAGCCAGACCCAGCCAGCCAGACCAGACCAAGACCCCAGACCAGCAAUAUAAACAUGUAAUAAAAUAA